Messenger RNA from Megalobrama amblycephala (Wuchang bream), 1896 nucleotides. It is a transcript of the gene b4galt5, whose product is annotated as UDP-Gal:betaGlcNAc beta 1,4- galactosyltransferase, polypeptide 5. The transcript is spliced from 9 exons. Gene Ontology annotation, molecular function: UDP-galactose:glucosylceramide beta-1,4-galactosyltransferase activity. The record is from RefSeq and is a predicted model, not a curated record. Lineage: Eukaryota; Metazoa; Chordata; Actinopteri; Cypriniformes; Xenocyprididae. The coding region runs from base 255 to 1400 and encodes 381 amino acids. Gene Ontology annotation, biological process: glycoprotein biosynthetic process; carbohydrate metabolic process.
GCAGGAGGGUGUGUGUGAGAGUGAGUGAGUGUGUGUGUGUGCGCGCGCUGUCCCUGACCAAUACAUAGGCUACAGAUACACGGGAUGGAGAUGAUGAGACUCUGCUAGGACGAGUGAACCUUCUAGAUUGGAUAAAUUUCGGGAUCGGACCUGAAUCAGCGUGUUUGCGCUAGGACUCUCCAUCUGGGUCUAUUAACGGGACAUAUCUGCCUAUAUAGCCUACAUAUAGAAGAAUAUCUCCGUCUCUCUAUAUAAUGCCGACACAUAUAAGAUUUCGGAGAAGGUCAUUUCUCGGGCUUUUAUUUCUCUUCUCGCUCUCCACUUCUGCACUGUACUUCAUCUAUUCAGCUCCUGGAAUAGUUAAUGAAUACCUGUUCAUGGCUCAGGCCCGCGGAAUUCAGAUCCGUGAAAAUGUGAGGAAUAUGGGAGCUCAAGUUCUUGAGCAGAUGGUCCGCACUGCAUAUAACAUCAACGGCACAGACUACCCAUAUGAGUUUAACUUCAAUGAGACAGAUGUUCCUACCACUCCUUACCUCCCGGAUGGCUUCACAUACAAGCCCGAUCAGGUCUGCCCGGAGAAACUGCCGUCCAUGAAGGGCAGACUGAAGGUGAACAUGAGUGAGAUUGCUCUAUCGGAUGUUGAGAAACUUCUCGAGCAGGCAGAUCCAAGUCUGUCUCUCGGAGGCCACUGGAAACCUCACGACUGUCUCCCACGCUGGAAGGUGGCCAUCUUGGUUCCUUUCCGAAAUCGCCAUGAGCACCUUCCGAUACUUUUCCGACAUCUGAUCCCAGCACUGCAGAGGCAGAGAUUGCAAUUCGGCUUCUACAUCAUUGAACAGGCAGGAAAUGAACCGUUCAAUCGUGCCAUGCUGUUUAAUGUCGGUUUCAAAGAGGCCAUGAAGGACUUGAACUGGGACUGCUUAAUAUUCCACGAUGUUGACCACAUUCUGGAAAAUGACCGCAACUACUAUGGUUGUGGUGAAAUGCCAAGACAUUUUGCGGUCCAACUCAACAAGUACUCUUACAUGCUUCCAUAUGAGGAGUUCUUUGGUGGGGUGAGUGGGAUGACCGUGGAACAGUUCCAAAAGAUAAAUGGCUUUCCCAAUGCUUUCUGGGGCUGGGGAGGGGAAGACGACGACCUUUGGAACAGGGUUCAGUUUGCUGGCUACAAAGUGAGUCGACCUCAUGGAGAACUUGGUCGUUACAUGUCUAUACCACACCACCACCGAGGGGAAGUCCAGUUUCUGGGCAGAUACAAGUUGCUCCGUAGAUCCAAGGAAAGACAGAGUCUGGACGGCCUGAAUAACUUGAAUUACUCCCCUCUAGUGUCCCGGAAGAGUCUUUAUACAAAUGUGUCAGUGACACUCAGUCGAGACCUGGCCCCCAUUGCUGAUUACUGACAUCAUACGAGGGACGGGCAGGAGAGACACAUGCUACAUGCUACACCAGUUUAAUUUUUUUAAGUUAAUUUUUUAGGGGGGAAUCCUCUUUUUUUUUUAAUUUAUUUAAUUUUUUACAUUUUUUCUUUUCUACCUAAUUUUUGUACCUAAUUUCAUCACAUUUUACCUUUUAUUUUUCCUUUGUCACUCAUCCACUGUCUGUCUAUCAUGUAAAUUGAUCUGUUCUGGAAUCCAAAACCCCAACUGCUGGACCAAUCAGAUCCGAUGUAGUGUGUUUUCUAAUCAGACUUUGCCAGGGAGAUGAAGUCACACGUUUACAGCAUGAAUGAGAAAAGCUAUUGAACAAGUCAAUGACAGUUAUGCUAAACGACUUCAGAAUAGCUAUUGCAGGGUUUGGGGAAUAUGCCCUUUUCUCUGCCAGAAAAAAACACAGCUGGUUCUGUGUAUUAGAAUAUCAACCAAUAAAUGCAGAUAAAAAAAAAAAAAACAUUUAAUA